UAGUCAUGGGGACGCAGAUGAAUGACAGAAGAGCAGAGCCAAAGGAUACAGUCUACAAGAAGGAUAAUUCACUACUGAAGCAAGUGCCAUCCUUAUCUCAGAUUCAGAUAACAGAUGAGGAAAAUACACCCGAAAAUGACACUGCAUGUAAAAAAAGAGACAGCCUCAUGAAUUUGCUUCAAAAGCUUGGUCUGACUGACUCUUACCCCAAAAAGAUGUCACAAGCAAAUGUUCUUCUCAUUGACACUUUAUCGCUAAGUGUAAAUCAACCCAGUUCAGAGAAAGAGCUGAUCUCCCACUACCUCUACAAGCUCACGAUGUUGGACUACAGAGCCAGGUACAUGUUUAUAAAGCAUGACACAAGUAGCAUGGAUUUAGAGGAUGCUGGAGCCACUGUUGACAAUGAUGAUUUUUUUGAUUUUAGUGACAACAUUUUCCUGGAUGUGAGCUGCACAGAGACACAGAUUCAUCCAAUGGAUGUUCACAUGGCAGUUUUCCAUUGUGCCAAUGACUUCUUGCGACAGUACAUUGUCAAAAAGCUCUCUACUUGCCAAUUUGCAAUUCCCUUCCUAGUACCUGACCCCUGUACAGAGGAGGUUGAAUUCCCCUUCUGGGUCCUGCAAUACAUCAGUAAAUCAUGGCAAAGUAACACAAAUUCUACAGCUGACAGUCCUGGAAAGUACAAGAGCAGAAAAAUGUCCUGCACACCAGUCCCAGUUGUUUCCUUUAUUAGACUAGGUGAGUCCAAUUCCAACUCCAAGUCCCAAAUAAUGAAUGGUGUCAUUAGCAAACAGAAGCACAGUGUAUUUUUUCACCGCCAUUGCAAGGGAAGCACCAAAGACAGCUUGCUCAUGAAUGGAGUUGUGGAGAUUGCAUGGUACUGUCCAGGAGGGAAGGAAGAUGACAUAUUCGAUGACUGUGUGGCCUUUCUGAACCUUCAUGGUGAUGCAGCAAAGCAUCAAAAACAGCUUGAGUUUCUUCAGGCAGUAAGUACUGUCAAUGUGCUUCUACUUUCAGAGCAUCCUUUGGAUGAAGCCGAAAAAGCGAUUUCCCAGAAACUCUCUAAGUCUCCAGUCCCCUUGAUAUGCAUGUUCUCAGGCAAAGAACUCAUUCAGCGGUCAAACAAUCCUACCAGAGUUAGGCUAGCUGCAAAGAACAGGAAUCAUGCUGAAUUUACAGAAGAACUGAUUUUAAGUAUCAGACAGUGCAUUGGUGAAAAUAAACAGACAACAAACAUUGACAUGUGCCGUCAAGUUGCAAUUCAACAACAGUUCAAAGUGAAUGAAGUUCACAAAACAUAUCAAGAAGGUUAUGAACAGGCUCAGACAUUAAUUAAUCUUUUGAAGGAGGAAAGCUCUUCGGCUCUGAAGGAGAAGGUUUUUCCCCUUCAGGGUGAAUUGUGGCAUGAAUGGUGUAGAAAAAACAAAGAGCAGUAUCGCUUGCAGUGCAAAGAAAAGGAAAGCAUUGAACAGCAGCUGAGUGAAAUCUCAGCUAAAAUGGAAGCAAUCAGAGAGAGUCAGCUAUUUAAGGCCUCACCUCUUAAUGACUUUGUAAGAUCAUUCAUAGAGUGCUUAAGUAAACCUAAUAGUUCCCAAGACACAAAACUCUACACAUUGCAGUGGCUCACAAUCUUCCUGGAUGAUCUUACCACUGAUGUACUUGCAGAGCUUGAAGUGGACUAUCAAUCAACCUGGAGAAAAAUGAGAGAAGUACCAAAGGACAAGGAAAAAACAUCUCAUGUCAAUCAAAUGCAAUCAAAACUCAACAACAUAUCUGACAAAAUGGCUGCAACAACCAUUAGCCUCCAGCAUCUUAUGAGAGAGGUUGGUCAACUGUAUGAAGCCAGUCAAACAACACCAAAAGCACCAGGACCAACAAAACAAUUCUCCACUAUUCUGCCUAAAAUUGGGGCAGAUAUGCUGGUUUAUGGGUGUCCACUUGAACUAAUGGAUGGAGAUGCUGCCCAUGUGCCUUUAACAUGGAUUGAAGCUGUUAUGGAUGAACUUGUUAAAACUCUUGGAGACAGAAAGUUAUUUGUUCUGUCCAUUCUAGGGCUUCAAAGCUCUGGGAAAUCCACACUGCUGAACACCAUGUUUGGUGUUCAGUUUUCUGUGAGCGUAGGAAGGUGCACCCGUGGAGCCUUCAUGCAGCUCAUACCGGUGGACUCCAGCAUCAGAAAUAAACUUGGAUAUGACUUUGUCCUCAUUGUGGACACAGAGGGACUCCGAUCACCAGAACUCAGUACAAAGCUAUCAGUGAACCAUGACAAUGAGCUUGCCACUUUCAUUAUUGCAAUUGGUGACAUAACUGUAAUAAACAUUAUGGGGGAAAACCCAGCAGAGAUGCAAGACAUCCUUCAGAUUUGCAUGCAGGCUUUUUUGCGAAUGAAACAGGUCAAAAUUUCACCAAGUUGCAUUUUUGUACAUCAGAAUGUUGCUGAUGCAUCGGCUGGAGAAAAGGCUAUGGAAGGGAGAAGACGUCUCCUGCAGAAACUUGAUAAAAUGGCUACCAUAGCAGCAAAGGAAGAGAGCAUUGAUAGCAUUAAUGAAUUCAGUGAUGUAAUACAGUUUGACAUUGAAUCCCAAGUGUUCUACUUCAAGAAUCUUCUGGAGGGGGAUCCUCCCAUGGCCCCACCAAACCCUUCCUACAGCCAGAAUGUGCAAGAACUGAAGACCAAACUGCUAACAAUUGCAGAGUGGAAACCAGUGCAUAAAUGUUCCUCAUUUUCAGAAUUCAGAUUACGGGUUGGUGACGUUUGGAGAGCACUUUUACAGGAGAACUUUGUUUUUAGUUUUAGAAACACAGUUGAAAUUAUGGUGUACACUUCUCUAGAAGAAAAGUAUUCAGCAUGGUCAUGGGAGCUGAGAAAAUAUGCUCUGGAGAUGCAGAGCAAACUCUGCAACCAAAUUGGCAGCAACUUGAUUCAGGAUGUGAAUGUACUAGAACUGAUGAAGCAUUUUGACAAUCAAGUCUAUAAUCAACUGCAACAGGACAUAGAAAAGUAUUUCAAAGAAGACAAAUAUAGAGAAACUCUUAUAACAUGGAGGGUGAACAUUGACAAACGUUUCAGGAACCUAAGAACUGAACUCAUUGAUGGGACAGUAAAGAAAUGCAAAGAACUAAUUACCUCCAAGAAUACUAGAUCAGAACUAGACAAGAGGAAAACGGAAUACACUGCUGAGUUGACCAAGCAGAGCAAAGCCCUGGCAUCCAAUCUAAAAGCACAGCGCCUUGAUGACAAACAAGUAACAAAAGAAUUUGACAAACUCUGGGAGAAUUGGACAGCUAAAGUGGUCAAAACACACAUCCCCAAUGAGUGUGUGAAUGUAAAGGCUACAGUGGAGGCAAUCCUCCAAAAAUUCUUUGAAAAUCAGCCAAAUGUCUUUCAGAAAAUAAAAGGUGCAACAGGAAAAUUUGAGUUUGACAAGAAAAAACAUGUUUCUGAAAGUUUUAUUCGGAAGAUGAUAUCAUGGGGAAAGCCUUUCUCUCAAGAAGUUGAACAACUUAAACAAGAAGUGACUCAUUCUGUCGAAGCGGCCAGCGCCUGCCACAACUGCCCUCUGGAGGCCAUGGUGAUGGACAUAAGCCCACACACAUCAGGCAGUGACCCCGGUGCCUCCGAGCCGCCCAGCGAACAGGGGUAG
Anguilla anguilla (European eel) is the source of this 3644-nucleotide messenger RNA. Its product is annotated as interferon-induced very large GTPase 1-like. The coding region runs from base 6 to 3644 and encodes 1212 amino acids. Gene Ontology annotation, molecular function: GTP binding. The transcript has 2 exons. The record is from RefSeq and is a predicted model, not a curated record. Lineage: Eukaryota; Metazoa; Chordata; Actinopteri; Anguilliformes; Anguillidae.